AUGGCAGCCGGGGCGCCCGGCGCGGCCCUGACUCUCUGCUUCUGGCUGGCGGCCUCCGGGGGCUGCCUGGCGGCCGGCUCCGGCGCGGCCGCGGCCCGGCGCUUGGAUGAGUCGCUGGCGGCAGGGAGCGUGCAGCGCGCCCGCUGCGCCUCCAGGUGCCUCAGCCUGCAGAUCACGCGCAUCUCCGCCUUCUUCCAGCACUUCCAGAACAAUGGUUCCCUGGUUUGGUGCCAGAAUCACAAGCAAUGUUCAAAGUGCCUGGAGCCCUGCAAGGUGUCCUGGGACCUGCGAAAGCAGCAAUGCCAGAGCUUCUGCGAGUCUCUGUUCCCCAAGAAGAACUACGAGUGCGUGACCAGCUGUGAGUUCCUCAAGUACAUCCUGUCGGUGAAGCAGGGAGACUGCCCCUCCCCAGAGAAGGCCAGCGGGUUCGCCGCCGCCUGCGUGGAAAGCUGCGACGCGGACGACGAGUGCUCCGGGGUUAAGAAGUGCUGUUCCAACGGCUGCGGGCAUACGUGCCAGGUGCCCAAGACUCUGUACAAAGGUGUCCCCCUGAAGCCCAGGAAGGAGUUGCGGUUCGCGGAACUGCCGUCUGGGCAGCUGGAGGUAAAGUGGUCCUCGAGGUUCAACGUUUCCAUUGAGCCCGUGAUCUACGUGCUGCAGAGAAGGUGGAAUUAUGGGAUCCAUCCAAGUGAAGACGACGCCACGCACUGGCAGACCAUGGCGCAGACCACGGACGAGCGGGUGCAGCUGACGGACGUCCGGCCCAGCAGGUGGUACCAGUUCCGUGUGGCGGCCGUGAACGUGCACGGGACCCGAGGCUUCACCGCCCCCAGCAAGCACUUCCGCUCCUCCAAAGAUCCGUCUGCACCCCCGGCCCCAGCCAACCUCCGGCUGGCGAACUCCACCGUCCACAGUGAUGGAAGCGUGGCCGUGACCAUCGCGUGGGAUGUCCCCGAGGAACCAGACAUCCCGGUGCACCACUACAAAGUCUUCUGGAGCUGGACGGUCAGCGGCAAGUCCCUUGUGCCGACCAAGAAGAAGAGGAGGAAGACCACGGAUGGGUCUCAGAACUCAGUGACCCUGGAGCCGCUGCAGCUGGGCUGCGACUACACCGUGGAGCUGCAAGCCAUCACCUACUGGGGGCAGACGCGCCUCAAGAGCGCCAAGGUGUCCCUGCGGUUCACAUCUGCGCACGCUGCCCACAACAAAGAACAGCUCGGGAAAAGUAGAAAAAGCGUGAUGCACACACAGCCUCCCCUUCAAAGACGCCGGCCUGCUCGCCUCCUGGAAGUCGGGGCUCCGUUCUUCCAAGACAACCAGCUGCAAGUGAAGGUCUACUGGAAGAAGACCGAAGAUCCCAGCAUCGGACCAUAUCACGUGGAGUGGUUUCCGGAAGUCUGCGCCCACAACAAAUCCGCCAGGCUGGAGGCGUCCUCGGCCGUGACCCAGGAGAACUACAUGAUUCUUCCAGACCUGUCAUUCUCCUGCAAAUACAAGGUGAUUGUGCAAGCCGCGCGGCCCCAGGGCCGCUGGAAGGCGGAGAGCGCGUCCUUCACGACCCCGCCAUGCUCUGCGCUCAAGGGCAAGACCCACAAGCACUUCAGCUGCCCUGGCACGGAAGAGGGUUACAGUCACGUGCGCCCCAAAGUGCAGGCCAAACCUGAGAACCUGUCCGCCUCCUUCGUGGUACGCGAUGCCAACAUCACGGGGCACUUCUCCUGGAAGGUGAACCAGGCGGGCUUGCCGCGGCCGGCCACCGGCUUCCAGGUGACCUGGGCCGAGGUCACCACUGAGAGCCGGCCCAACAGCCUCCCGAACAGCAUCAUCUCUCAGUCCCAGAUUCUGCCCGCGGAUCACCCUGAGCUCUCGGUCCCAGGUCUGCGGCCUGCCACCCUCUACCGCCUGGAGGUGCAGGUGCUGACUGCGGGCGGGGAGGGGCCCGCCACCAUCAGGACCUUCCGGACCCCCGACGUGCACGGCCCCCAUCUGAAACACCGCCAUCCCCACCACUACAAGCGUCCUGCAGAAAGGUACUGAGCUGCUCUGAGAGCCCGUCUGAACCCUGAGCAAGUGUGGAAGCUGGCACAACCCCCCAAGGACUGGCAGCGCCCACUGGGAGGCAUCAGGCCCUUCCCGGAAGACCGCCUGCCCCUGCGUAAUAACCGCAGGGCGCUCAACGCUCUGUCUGCCCUGGAAAACGUGCCCCCAAAACCAAGGACCCGAACCUGCGGUGGGCGCCCUGGUUGCCGGGGGUUCAGUGAGCGGCGAGGGGUUGAACGAGCGGCGCAGGCCGAGAACGUGAGGGUGUCGACUCCUCCUGGGAGGCCUAAGCUCUUAAGUGCGGACACCAGACAGAGAGACGACCCCUGUUAUCACACGCACGCCUCUCUCCCCGGAGAACCCCGGAGCCGGUACGCAUGGAUCUCCGACGGAACAGAUGGGAAAAAAAAACUUCCUGCGUCUUCGAUGAGCUUGGAAGCUUGAGCAGGCAGGCGGUGCAUUGCAGCCUGAAGGAGGGGCUACGGGGGGAUCUCAAGGGUGCAGCCAGCUCACGGGGCUUCGGGCUGUUUCUCUGCAGCUUCUUAACGUGGUUUGGGGUGGACUCUGCAACAGAGUGUCCCUGCAGAGUCAGCGGGUUCCCCUUCUGCACGGAGACGGGAGGGACAGUCUUCACGGAGGACGCAUGCGCAAACACAGAGCUCAUCUCUGAAACCAUGGGUUUUCCCUAGACGCCGUUCCCAGCAUCUGGAUUUUCAAACCCUCAGAAUCUCAAAAGGGAAGGCUUCAAAUUGUUAUUGGCUGUGUGUUUAUCGUCUGCCUUCAUUGGUCCUAAAGAUAUCAGUAAGUCUUUGUGCCAGCCCAUCUUUGUACUGUUGUAUAGUUUAAAACGCGGGAGUAUAUACAUAGAUGCGAAAUAUUAUUAAAUUAUUAAAUACACUUAAUUUUGUAUAAUUUAAUGACGUUUCUUUUGCCUGGGUCAUAGACGUUGAGCAAAUACAUUUUUAGUUCGGAUCAAGGUUCUGAAGCUUCUAUCUUCCUUGAAAUACCUGAAGUAGGUCUUCUGAGCAUUUCAUCCUGCUAUAACAUUUGAUAAAUUUUAUUAGUAUUAUUGGAAGAGAAGACUAGGCAAUAAGA
This is a messenger RNA of Budorcas taxicolor (takin), 3135 nucleotides long. RefSeq names its product anosmin 1 (gene ANOS1). Gene Ontology annotation, biological process: neuron differentiation. Bases 1 to 2037 code for a protein of 678 amino acids. Gene Ontology annotation, cellular component: extracellular region; cell surface. The transcript has 15 exons. Gene Ontology annotation, molecular function: protein binding; peptidase inhibitor activity. NCBI's taxonomy places the organism in Eukaryota, Metazoa, Chordata, Mammalia, Artiodactyla, Bovidae. The record is from RefSeq and is a predicted model, not a curated record.